AAAGGGGUAAUAUUAGACGUAAGGAGACAUAACACUGACUUCGGUACACCUCGGUUACGUUCGAUAGUAUUCGACUCACAUGAUCACUCAUCACAUAUGCUCCGUUCUGCGGUGCGAGCCUCGGUAAAUGUUUAGGUUAGAAACUUCUGUAUGCAUUCUUUUCAUGUAUUUUGUUACAUAAUUUACAAGUAAUUACGUACGACUUUCGUAAAACGGGAAAAGUACAUCUAAAGGUGUCAGUUGGAUAUACUUAUACAAUAACUUAAAUAUUAUAUACUUAAUUAUAAAUUAAAUUAAAACAAAAAAAUUCUUCAUCCUAUUGUAUUUCGGAGCAACUCGUGAUCGUUUCGACAAUUUCUUGUGCACAAUUUGACACAUUAGUGCCAUUGGAUUAAUCGAUUUUUAAUUUUCGCGAACACAAAGCAGCUGCAAACAUUUAAUUAAUCGUAUAAUAGAAACUAGAUAACUAGAUAAAAUGGAAGAGUCAUUGAAGCAGCGCUUGGCCAUGCAGCUGUACGAUAUCCAGGUUCUGAAGUUCGGGGAGUACAAGACAAAGAUUGGUCUAAGAACACCGGUGUAUUUCGACUUGCGAAUGAUAAUAUCGUACCCAGAUGUAAUGUCCAGCCUGGCGAAAGCUCUGUGGGCGCUUAGGGACCCCGAAGAAUCCGUGAACCGGAUCUGCGGCGUCCCGUACACAGCACUGCCGUUAGCUACUUUGAUAGCAGCACACAACGAUGUCCCGAUGUUGAUGAAGAGGAAGGAAGCAAAGUCGUAUGGCACGAAGAAAAUGAUCGAGGGGGUGAUCGAGCCGCGUCACAACUGCGUGAUCAUCGAGGAUGUCGUCACAAGCGGCAGCAGUGUCCUGGAAACCGCGGACGCUCUGAGAAAGGAGGGUCUGGUCGUGACAGACGCGUUUGUGAUAAUCGACAGGGAGCAGGGCGGUAGGAAGAACCUCGAAAAUCACGGCAUCCGAGUCAGAAGCUUGUACACCAUCACGCAGAUUGUCCAGUACCUCCACGAGGCAGGUAAAAUUACAGCGGAGACUGUAAAGGAUGUGCAGGAUUACUUGGCGACGAAUCAAGCACCAGUUAUUCAUAUGCAAGGUUCCGAGCUGAACGAUAGAUUGAAGCUAUCGUACGGCGAGCGCGCGAAGAAAACGAGUAAUCCGUUGACCUCGAAGCUGCUGGAACUGAUGGAGUCGAAGCAAACGAAUCUCUGUCUGGCGGCCGACUUGACGCGGACGGAUGCGAUUCUACGCCUGGCCGACGCGGUCGGGCCUCACAUCGCCGUGCUGAAGAUCCACGUGAACAUCAUCGAGGACUUCAGCGAACGUUUCGUUACUCGGCUCAAAGAGGCAGCACGGCUGCACAACUUCCUGCUGAUGGAGGACUGCAAGUUCGGCGAUAUUGGCAACACGGUGCUGCUGCAGUACAGACACGGCUUGUACAAAAUUGCCGAAUGGGCUGAUCUGAUCACGGUGCACCUGGUGUCUGGCGCGUCCGUGGUCAACGCGUUGAGAGACGGCCUAAAGGGCAUCACGGAGCCUCGCGGCGUCUUCGUGGUCGCCGAGAUGUCAUCGCAGGGUGCGUUGACCGUCGGCGACUACAUGAAGAGCGCGGUGUCGAUAGCGGAAAAGACGUCGGACUUGGUGGUGGGUCUCGUGUGCCAGUCCAAUCUUUCCGCACGUCCCGAGAUGCUGCAGCUGACGCCGGGCGUCCACCUGUCCAGCAGCGGCGACGGCCUGGGUCAGCAGUACAACGAUCCGCAGUCGGUCAUAAAUGCGGGUGCCGAUUUAGCUGUCGUCGGCAGAGGUAUCACGGAAUCGUCCGCCGGCUGGCUGAAAGCCGCUCUGGAUUACAAGCAACCACUUUGGGAAGCGUAUGAGAAACGAGUAGGCAGACGCAAAGUGUAACGUUCCUUAAACGCACAGAAUGCGCAACAAAUUUUCUUUUUUUUUUUUUAAUUGUUGCAUUAUAUACAUAUUUUUAUAGAUAUCUUUAUGGAAGAGCAAUUUUGUUAGGAGAGCAAUUGUAAUAUAAUGUAAAUUGUAUAAAAGUAACCUGGAAAAGA
Molecule: messenger RNA, 2070 nt
Organism: Ooceraea biroi (clonal raider ant)
Lineage: Eukaryota; Metazoa; Arthropoda; Insecta; Hymenoptera; Formicidae
Gene: r-l
Product: rudimentary-like
Biological process (GO): 'de novo' UMP biosynthetic process; 'de novo' pyrimidine nucleobase biosynthetic process
Molecular function (GO): orotate phosphoribosyltransferase activity; orotidine-5'-phosphate decarboxylase activity
Source: RefSeq, a predicted model, not a curated record